AUGGUUGAUUGUAGUAGAUUAUGUCGUAAUCUAGUUUUGAGCUCUUCUCUACAGAGUCUUUCACUAAGUCGAGUGUCAAAUUGGCAAAAUUUAACAAAUCUCAUUGAAAGUGGAUGGAAACUAAAAAGUCUCAGUUUAUGUCAAUGUAACAUUGAUUUUAGUGAUAUUGAGUUGUUAGUGAAAUCAUUAAGAUCAAAUGCUUCAAGUAUCACAGACCUUAGUCUGUCGAAUAAUAACUUAUCUGAGGAUAGCGUAAUUAAACUUGGAGGAGCACUUCUUUCCGAAUUAUUUUCACUAACUAUACUUGAUCUUUCGAACAAUCCAUUAAGUCUAACUUGUAUUGUUUGUCUAAUCAAAAUGCUUCAUUUUAAUACAGUACUUAGAGUAUUGGAUAUUCGAGCAUGUUUGAAACGAGAUGAUCAAGAAUGUAAGAAAGCUAUAGUUGAUCUAAUCAGAAUGAAUGAAUUUGUUGAGAUUCGAUGGAAUGAUUGA
This is a messenger RNA of Adineta steineri, 492 nucleotides long. Lineage: Eukaryota; Metazoa; Rotifera; Eurotatoria; Adinetida; Adinetidae. The record is from the annotation of a GenBank genome assembly.